This is a messenger RNA of Sceloporus undulatus (fence lizard), 3826 nucleotides long. RefSeq names its product AGBL carboxypeptidase 3 (gene AGBL3). Gene Ontology annotation, molecular function: metallocarboxypeptidase activity; zinc ion binding. NCBI's taxonomy places the organism in Eukaryota, Metazoa, Chordata, Lepidosauria, Squamata, Phrynosomatidae. The record is from RefSeq and is a predicted model, not a curated record. Gene Ontology annotation, biological process: proteolysis. The coding region runs from base 1468 to 3513 and encodes 681 amino acids. The transcript has 13 exons.
GGUCACUAUAAAUUGGAAAUGACUUGAAGGCACACACAAGGCAAUAGAUUUUUCUUGGCAAGUUUCUUCUGAGUGGGUUUGCCACUGUCAUCCUCUGAGGCUGAGAGAGUGUGACUUGCCCAACGAUGACUGUGAAGACAGCACCACAAAAUGUCAAGUUUUCUAAAUAGCUCCUAGGUUGAGUUUGUUUGGAUCGAUGAAGAAGACAAAUACAGUACUGUAAUAGUGACCACAUAAUCUGAGAAACAAACUGCCUCCACAAGUAAAUAGUGUUGCUAUUAAAGAAUCCUGUUUGACACAACUUUACUACUCACAUUGUGGCAUUUUGCACUUUCAAGUUGUUUGCGGUUUAUGACAACCCUAAAGCGAUCCUAUCAUAGUAUUUUCUAUGGCUGAGAGUAUGUGAUGUGUCUAAAGUCACCCAAUGGGUUUAUAUGGCAGAACAGGGAGGGAAUCAAACCCUGAUCUCCAGAUUUGUAGUUCAGCACUCAGAGCACUACACCAAACUGGUUCUCGCUCAUGUUGUAGUAAAAAGCAUAAAGCUUGGCACAGAUGUAUGUUCCUCUUUACCUGAAGUCUUGAAACCUGACCUCCUUUGAGAGUGAGAACCACUUUGAAUAAUUUCAUAUGGAAGUGAAAAAUAAAAUGAGGAACUCAUGAUGUAAAUAUACUAACAGUUGUAAUAAAAAAUAGAAUAGCACAUGUUUUUGGCUUUUGUGUGAGUGCUUAUAGUAGUUUCAUAAACAACAUUGUAAGGUACAUGGAUGAAACCAUACCUAGGAGCAAUUUCCUGAAUAUGUUUUUGUUGAUCCUUAGUGUAUCAGUUCAUCAUUAUAAUACUCCAUCUCUGAAAGAGUAAUCUGGUGUGUUUCCACUGGAUUACUCUCUAUUUCUAAAGCAGGUGUGGGAGAAUCUUGUCAUCUUCCAGUGCUAUUUGACUUCAGGUCCACGAGCCCAACAACAUUUGGAGGGAUGCAUAAUCCCCAUCCCUGAAGUAAAACCUAAAUCCAUCAUCAUGCAAGAGGCUGAUUACUGAUACAGUAGGACUCCAUUGCAUCCCCACAGUGAGCAACUAUCACAUUAUAGCACAAUUUACUGCUCCAUAAUUAAAUGGUAUCCAAAGUAUAUAAUAAACUCAGGAUGUCGGAGUGGCAUUUAAGAAUUGUUCAGAUAAAAAGUUAUGGGGUGAUAAUAAUAAUUACCAAAAAAACAGACAAUUUAAUUAAGUGAUAAAUUUGGACAGUGUUGCCUUUGAGGCUAAUAAUAACACAAUUUUCUAAAUACCGUACUAGCUUUAUCCAGGUGUUGUUGCUGAACACCUAACAGGCACAGACAACUCAAGACCAUAUCUAGAGAGGGGAUCAGUGGUAAGAGUUGUAUUGAGGCUGCAUAUAGUGCUCAAAUGAUUCAUGUCUAUGUAUUUCACAGUCUGUGGAGGAAAAAUAAAGGGCCUGGUUUCAGAAGAUUAUGUCCGAAGAUCCAGAUAAGGACAAACAGCAUGUAGAACAAUUAACCAGUGAUGAUUACAACUCGGAUGAGGAUCCCUUUAAUCCAUUUUUAACAGAAGAUCUUGAGCCAUGUGCAUUUUUAACAGAUUCUUUUUGUGAUCAACUUUUCCCACGGACCACACAGAUUUUGUUGGAAUAUAACUCAGGGAAGUGGGUGCCACGGCUUCGUGAGCCACGUGAUUUAUAUGGCUUAUCUCCAGCAGGACACCUGAAUAUAAUACGCUGGCCUAAUCAGUAUGAAGUUAUCAGAGAUAGAAUUGAGCAUAUUGAGUGGGAUCCACCUCAUCCAGAGCCACUAUAUUGUCCAACUGGCCUGGAGACAGAGCCACCUUUCUCAGAACCUGGAGAGGGUACUGUGGUGUAUCUAGCAGAAGAAGCUAAUAAAGAUUCCAGCUUUGUGUAUUCUCGAAUAGGAGGGACCUGUCCUUCCAAACAGGUGCUUCCUCAAUCCUGGGAAGACUGGGACAAUACUUUGAUUUUUGAAGGACGAUUUGAAAGUGGGAAUCUGCAGAAGGUGGUCAAAAUUAGUGAUUUUGAGUAUGAGCUGACACUACGUACUGAUCUCUACACAAAAAGACACACUCAGUGGUAUUACUUCCAGGUCACUAACACCCAAGCAGGAAUGCCUUAUCGUUUCACUAUUGUCAACUUCACCAAGCCAGCAAGCUUGUACAAUCGUGGGAUGCGUCCAUUACUGUAUUCAGAAACAGAAGCGAAGAUACAUAAGGUGGGCUGGCAGAGGACAGGAAAUGAAAUCAAAUAUUACAAAAACAAUCUCAGCCAAGAUGGACGCCAGUAUUUUUCCCUGACAUGGACAUUCCAGUUCCCACAUGACAGGGACACCUGCUAUUUUGCCCACUGCUAUCCUUACACAUACAGCAAAUUGCAAGACUACCUGUCAGACAUUGCAAGAGACCCAAGUCGGUCGAAGUUCUGCAAGAUCCGCAUUUUGUGUCAUUCCUUGGCUAGAAAUAUAGUCUAUGUCUUAACCAUCACCAACCCCUUGCAGGAUUGCAAGGAGGAAAAACGCAAAGCAGCCAUUAUUUUGACGGCUAGGGUGCACCCAGGUGAAACUAACAGUUCCUGGAUGAUGAAAGGCUUUUUGGAUUACAUUUUGGGAGAUUCAAGUAAUGCCCAGUUGCUCCGAGACACAUUUAUUUUUAAGGUGGUGCCAAUGUUGAAUCCAGAUGGUGUGAUUGUGGGCAAUUACCGCUGUUCUUUAGCGGGCAGGGAUUUAAAUCGGAAUUAUAAAUCAGAUCUCAAGGAAUCCUUCCCUUCUGUAUGGUACACCCGCACCAUGAUCAAAAGAAUGAUGGAAGAACGCAGCGUUCUCCUAUAUUGUGACCUUCAUGGUCAUAGCAGGAAAGAGAAUGUCUUCAUGUAUGGCUGUGAAAAAAGAGAUCAGCAAGAAGAAGGAUCAUGCUUACACCAGCGCAUUUUUCCUUUUAUUAUGAGCAAAAACUGCCCAGAUAAAUUCUCAUUUCCAGACUGCAGUUUCAAAAUACAAAAAGGCAAAGAAGGAACAGGCCGAGUAGUUAUGUGGAAGAUGGGAAUCAGCAACAGCUAUACCUUGGAAGUUACUUUUUGCGGAUCUAAACUGGGUAAUAGACAUGGUACCCACUUCAGUACUAAGGAUCUGGAAUCCAUAGGUUACCAUUUCUGUGAUUCACUGUUGGACUUCUGUAAUCAAAAGAAAGACAAGUAUAAUGAAUGCCUGAAGGAACUGGAAGAAAUGGUGAAACGGGAUGAUCAUAUUGCUUCUCUCAAUGACACAGUAGACAAAGAUUCCAGCUCAGAUAGCUCAGAUUACAAUGAAACUGCUAUUAAAGUAGACUCCCAGGCAAAGCUAAAAAAGAAGUGUCUGAAAACAAAGAAGCAAAGGACUUCCUUUCUUGAAUCAUCUGCAAGAAGAAUGCCUAAACAGUCCCAUGAACCAAUGCCUUCACCCAGACAGCCACGGCCAGCUCCAGUAGGAAAGGGUCUCUGUUUGUUUAAAUGCAAUUAAUCACCCAGGACUCUUUCUGCUUGGUGCACGAGAAAAGAAACUAUCUUCUUACCACAUGGGGUAAUCUGAAAGAGCUGCCAUCACAUUACCAUAGUGACCCGUAAAUAAGUUAACCUGGGAUUGGGGGUCAAUUUGGGGGCAUACAUUUUUAGAUUUAUAGAUGAGUAUAUAUGGUAGAUCUUGAGGGUUCUAUAGCAAUAGGUUGAGUUAAUUUUUAAACUUUUAUUCCCUCUUAACUAUGAGAGAAUCAAUCUUAAAUCUACAACUAAAAUCUAUUACUUUAAAUCUAUCUUAACUGCUGUUUUAAAAUUAA